Molecule: messenger RNA, 4882 nt
Organism: Pomacea canaliculata
Lineage: Eukaryota; Metazoa; Mollusca; Gastropoda; Architaenioglossa; Ampullariidae
Exons: 4
Coding region: 1889-3226 (445 amino acids)
Biological process (GO): proprioception; sensory perception of mechanical stimulus; taxis
Cellular component (GO): sensory dendrite
Source: RefSeq, a predicted model, not a curated record
AUCAUACACACGUGUGAUAAACAUUUCCUUGACAGAGGACUUCAGGACGCAUAAUGUCACCAACAGUACAAACCAUGACUGCUGUUCAGCCUCUGCAGUCAGCAUUGUCUCAGUGUAGGGCCAACAAAGCAUGCACCUUCUGUAGGAGCCUGGGUAUUUCAUCGCCAGCAGUCAUUAACUCCUGGGAAAGUGAGGUGGAUACACUGGUGUCUGUUAGAUGCGUUCUUACGGACCAUAGAUGAGGGAAACUACUGCAGUGGUUUCUGUUUGUGGCGCUGUCGCGUACGCUCUUUCUCUCAGGUCAAGUGAGGUCAUUAUUGGUUUCUUGUGAAGUUAUAAGAGGAAACGAUACAUUGUUUUCCCCAGUAUGCCUAAAUAAGGUUGUGGUGGUUUGUAAUUGUAAACGUGGUUACAUUUUUCUUUUUUUCCUUUUUUUUUUUUUUUUAAAGAAAAUGGGGAAAAAAACCACCCUGCUUGCUGUCAUGCUUACACUCAUACAAAAGGAAACAAACAUAUUGAGAGAUGAUGUUAAAUCGUGUAACAAUAUGAACUGUGAAUGCAAAUGAUCAAUUUAUAAAAAAAAAAAAAAAGCAGAAAGGAAUAGGUUUCGUUGUUAGUGCUCUUGACCGUCAUGCAAAAAUCGCGGGACGAAAGCUUUCUCUGGCACGUAGCUAGGAAACUCAUGUCUUCAUGCCCACCGAACUGCUGCAAACAUCUCAUUUAUCAAGGAAGGUGGAUUGGGCUGCCAUGAUCUACACACGGUGCGUCGAUUCAGUCACUGACUAGGUUAUGAGAGCCUAUACCUUAACUCAUAUCUUCUAACCACACAGAUAAACAGUGGACUGAAAACUCUGGAAGUCGCACCACCGACUUCAUCAUGUGUACUAUCUUUACACCGAAGGGAACAUGAACAAGCCGCAAGGAGGGAGAUCAAAUGGUUUUGUUUGGGGUUUUUUUCACGUUCACCGACCAACAAGUUUCUUUUAAAAAAUCUAGUGACGUGCCACGCACCACUCCACAAACAUCAAUACCACAUCAGCAUUUUGCACCACCACCAUAGCGACCACGACAACCGACACGCUUCAUGCUGGGUGUCGCGAAGUGAUUUCGGACCUGACGCGUGGCCAGUUGUGGUUGCUGCGCACAACAAGGCGGACUCGUUAGACCAGCUUGGCUUUUGUUUUAUUGCGAAACGUCCUAGAAAGGGUUUCACUUGGUGAAGACCGUUGACGUCAUUAACAAACAUUUCUUCACUGAACUUACCGAAAGUAUAUAGCGAGCUUGCUCCGUACUAUCAGUGAAGCACUAUUCACUGCUGUUAAAAUAUAAAAUACUUUUGAGCAGCUUAGUCAAGGAAAGUGUCAGGCAAUGUGAACGAUCGUUUUUGGACACAGUUUGGCAGACUGAGGGGUGAAGAAAGCAAAAAUGUCGACUGAGGUGGAGAAAAGAAAAAAGCGGAGAAAACUGUUGAAAAUCAAGAUAAGUCAAUAAUUAAGAGGUGGCCAUGGGAUAAAUCAGCCUCCAAAUUUGGCGCCAUGACGUCUGUUGGUGAGGCUGGGCAACUUGCAGGAAAAAGAAGCUGGGCCUGAUUCGCUCAAUGUGCUCCACAAGGCUGGCAACUUGGACGAGAAAUUAAUUAACCAGAAUGACAACGUUCAUGUGGAUUUCGUCCCCAGUCAAAAGCAGAAUGGAAUGCUGCAUGGUGAGCAUCCAUAGACAAUAUUUUAGCUACUGCAUCGGAAGAUGUGAAUAAACAGGCAACGUCUUUUGACGACUCCAGAGAAAAAAACGGCCGAGGCAUUCUGAACAAACGCUCAACCAGAUUUCUUCAAUCGACGAACGCAGCAUCGAAACUUCAAAGGGCGACAGUCUUGGCGGAGAGGACAGGAUGUCGAGAGAAAACACUGACGUCACCGAUAAAAACAGCAACAUUAACGAGAAGCGGCCAGCUCCCAUGAACAUCCUGCAAACACUUAAAAAAUCCGGAACUGAUGGAAUCGCGUCUGGGAGAAAGAAACAGGACAGAGACACCAAGACGCCAGAAUCUGGGAGCAACAACUCGAGGAUCAACGCGAUCAACAACGAGAGGGUGGACUCGCCAGGGAACAGCAGAAAGCAGGAACAAGUCGUUGUCAAGGAAACCGAACCCAAGACGGCGCGGAAAUCCUUAGCUCUGACCAGAACAGCUCGCAUUUCCAACGACACCAAGACGACUAAACAAAUCAACGAUGAUAACCACAAGACGGCGAACGGCGGCAGAGGUAACCCUACAGACCUUGCUUUUGCCACUGCUGAUGGUAACGAGAAAGACAAGAAAACAGCCAACGGCGAUGCGCCCAGGAGCAAACCAAGCAGAACGAUCCCAGGGGUGACAGGAAAGAACAACUCCCGGAUACUCAAGGAUCAGCCCACUGCGAAAGACCCCGAGGAGCUCAAGGAAAUGGCAGAAGCUCUGCUUGCCCGUGCCGUCAUGAGACGCGUGGCUGCCAUCAAGGACCCCCACGACAAACAGCAGAACACUGCGACUGAUGUCAGCGGUGCCCAGAUGCCCGGCACAGGCCCGGGGCCCAUUAAGGGCAGGUCGGCCCACAAGACCCACAGCAUGCAGUCACUGGCGGUGCCGGGCAGUGGACUCGGGGCUCGCGACAACGAUGGCAACGGGGACGGGGCGGAUCGCGUGUCCCUGGGGUCCCGUCGCGACUCUGUGCGCCAGUCAAUGGACUCGGUCUCUUGCAAGUCCGUGGACUACCGCCUGCAGAACUCGCAGUCCGUGGUGGUCGGGGCCGCCAACGGAGGGAGCGGGGAGGAGAAGGGCAAGUCUGUGCUAAUGCACGACAGUUCGCUGAUCAGAUCCGCUAUUCCUGCACUGCCGCUGUCCCUGGCCUUGUUCUGCCUCAUCUCCAACGUCCUGCUGCCAGGCCUGGGCACGAUUAUCAGUGGAUUCUUCGCACUGUGUUGCGGUAAAUCCCGACUGUCCAGUAAAGGCGACCCUGUAGUCGUCACACUUUGCAUCAACGUGUUCGUUGGGGCAGCGCAGCUUGGCACCGUGACCUUCCUGCUGGUCGGCUGGUUCUGGUCGCUGGCCUGGGGCAUCAAGAUGGUCUUGUACGCAGUGGAAUACCGAAAAGAACAGAAGCAGCAAAGAGAAAAAGAACUACAGACUCUGGCACUGAGUGCUUUCGGCUCUCCUGGAACACUUCGACGCUCCUUGUUGCCUCCUGUCUAAAGUGGCUUCUUAACAAGUGCAACUCGCAUUUUGCAGUAAACUUUCAAGUCUACUUGCUGGUCUGAAUGAUACUCAAAUCAAGUCAUGGAAAGGACAGUAAGGUUUCUUCAAGAAUUGCAGUCAAAGAAAAUUGUCUGUUAAACAAGUGAUUUUCACAGAUGCAAGGAUAAAUGCAUUUAAUCUAUGAUUGCUGUUUUCUUUGCGCUUUUUUUGGGUCGAAAAUCUAAAAUUGUAGACAAAUAUUCUGCUAAAGCUGUUUAGCAAAAUAAUCAAGGUAAUGUUGGAAGUUCUUAGAGAUCUUAGCAACAACACAAUAAACAGUAAUAGGCAUUUUGGAUAAGGCAAGAUCAAAACUAGAUUACACAGACUGGUCAUUAGAUGGGUGUGUAAAGAAUGCUGCAUGUGCAAAAUAGUCAUUAUGUGAUCAUGUUUCAAAACUAGAAUGCUCAAAAGCAAGUUGUUGACAAGUACCUAAACAUUAAGAUUUGUAUUAAAGAAACACGAGUCAUCAUACUUUCUUCAGAAAUAUUGUACUUGGUUAUCAUGAAAUAAAUUUUCCUGAUAUGUUGAUAACUGCAUCUAUGCGAACACACACACUUAUAGAUCAUAAAAAUAUAUGUGAAUAAGCCUCAAAUCAUAUUAUAGAAAUAUAUAGCUCGCAUCACAUUCAGAUGUGGUGACAGAACACCCCUGACAUCACUAAAUGAAAUGUAAUGACAUAUGGGCCAUUGCUGUAGUCUUGUAACUGGCUCACUUAGUAGUGGUAAAGCAGAUGUAGAGGGUUCUGCUACAGCAGAAAUAGAAUGUAAAUCAGUCGUCUUUAACAAAUGAAAUCAAGCGAGGAAUGCAUCGUUUAUUGGGUUUUUCUCUUUUGGGUUUAUUGGGUUUUUGAUAUAAAAUAAAAAUGUUUUACAUAUAUUUGUAUUUUCUGUGGACAUUUCAUAUGAAGUAAAGUGUUGAUGCAAAUGUGCUUUUUGUUAACAUUUCUUCAAUAAUUCCAAUAAAAAUUAGGCAUUAGGUCCAAAAAAUCUACUUUAUACAAUGUCAACGUGAAAUGCUGUUACCAUCUCAACUCCAUAUAGACAUGAUGGGACAGACCAUAUCCCAAAGCUAAAUAUUUCUUUCAAAAAUACAGUAAAUAGACAUGUUACAUACUUUUAAAUAUUAAUGUGAGUGAGAAAACAGUAAUUUACAACAGGCUUUGCAGAUAUGACAUAUGAAACAUAUUUUAUUUGAUUGAGGGACAUAUUUGUAGCACUUUCUUCAUGCACAGUAAAGCACCAUUACACACAAUCCAAAACAUUCAUCUUGAAAAAAAAAAUUCAAAAUUAACAGAAUACAAGUUAUUAAAGAUAAUUUUGUUUUUACAAUGAAUGAAACCAUAGUAAUUUUGAAAUUUUGCCUUAAUAUACAUCUUUAUGCUGGCAUACUUUAGAGAUAGUGGUCAUAUUUCAGUAACUUUGUAGUGUCACACUUCCUUUAAAGAACCAGAUUUCAUCACCCAGUUAUUCCUUUAUUUGGGUGAAAAUGGAGGAAUGUGAUAAAUGGAUGGUGAAAUGUAAGCUAAAUACCAAAUAUGGCCAAAAAAAUUCCUACGCACAAAUGCCAAAAAAAAAAAAAAAACUAUGAUAAAACUAUGUACAUUUCAACAAAAAC